GGGUUCGUGGUUUGUCGCCGCAUAAAUAAUUUUUGUGUCGAUUGCUGGUGUACUCUCGCGCGUCUAGUACUGCUGCUCCUCCAGACUGGGCUGACGCUUGUGUAUAUUGUUAUCACCGCCAGUUUGUUUGAGUCGGGAAACAAUAACAAUAACCCAGCGAAUGUCACCGCUACGACCUCGUUGACGUUUGGCGGCCCUCCCCCGACGACGACGACGACGACGUUUGUUCGAUAAACGGUGCCGGAAUCGAUGCCGUGUAAAGUUCUGGAUUUCGAAGAAUUUGGCCGACUUGCGCUGGUGUGGGUCGCCCGGGAGUGCUGACAGUCACGGUGACGGUGUAACCAAGAGAUAAUUAAGUGAUUUGUGUGUUAACUCUCUGGCACACGAGGCGGGCACGACGCAGCCUCGCCGCAAUCGGAAUUCGGGUGCGUGCGUGCGUGUGCGUGUGAGUGCGGGGUGUUCGUUGGUGGUCGUACCAGGGAAUACCGAUGACGGGUUCGCGGUGGUGAAGGAAAUUCAAUUACCUGUCCAGGAUAACCCGCCCGCAGCUGUCAACGAAACCUCCGAAGGUAUCCGGUGAAGAGCCCCCAAUUACCGCCAUCUAGUGGACACUAGGUGCGACCUCAAUGAAUGUGCGUACGUGACAGACCGACCUCCAACCGGAACCGGAUCCUGGUCGUGUGGAUUUAAUUACCGUCAUCACGAGUCGAUCGCGAAUGUCAAACAUGAGAGGUUAAUUAAAUAAAAUGUUAUGUGAUUCGGAAAAUGAAAAUCAACGUUGAUUGCUAAAGUUGGUGAGGCGCCCCCCCACUUUCGGUGGAUGAAUUCAAUAAGCUGGAAGAAAACCAAAUGGGAAAAUCUCCCCCUUAAUGAGAAUCGUCGAGAAUCAAGUGUAAAUAUUGGAGCUAUUAUGCUGUGACGAAAAUAAUCCCAUCUUUCCCAAUGAUUGUCGUGUAGUAGUGAAUAUCUAGUGUGUGUUUGUAUAGUAUCGGUGUAAUUCUGGGUGUUUUCAAAAGUGAUGACCACUUGUGUAAAGUAAAUCAAAAUCGUUAAGGAGUAAAACUAAGCAAACCGAAUAGCCAUAGAGUGUUUGGCUCAAACCGAGCGGUUAAGUGAAACCCACUGAAACAAAGUCAUUCCUAUCGAGAGGGCAGUAGAGGAAGCUCUGGAGUAGUGGAGGAAAGAGGGCCCCGCACCAACCAACCUACCAUCCAUCCACUGGGUCUAUGGUGGUUGGGAUGAAUGCGAGACAUCACCUUACAACCUCGCUAUCCCAAAAUUUGGAUACCAACUGUACCGAGUUUCCGGACGGAUUCGAGGAGACGCUGCAGCUGCAGGAAUCGUCACCAACUCUAACUCUAAUCUCAUCAAAAGGUUCAGCGGAUUCCAACUAUUCUCAACCAUCGUCCGAUCUGUCGCUAGACGAGGAAAAAGAAUCGCUUCGGCGAGAAAAGGAACGUCAGGCUUUAGGCCAGUUGGAAAAAGCGAGGACCAAUGAAACUGGACCAUUCAAAUUCGAUUCUGAAAGUAAACCUGUUGCAUUUGCUGUGAGGACGAAUGUAUCAUACGAUGGCAGUUUGGACGACGACUCGCCGGUUCACGGCAGCGCAGUCUCGUUCGAGGUCGGCGACUUUCUUCAUAUCAAGGAGAAAUAUGACAAUAAUUGGUGGAUUGGGCGAUUGGUUAAGGAAGGCUGUGAAGUGGGGUUCAUACCCAGUCCCGUUAAGCUAGAACACAUACGAAUGCAGGCGUCGGCGGCACGUUCAUCCAAGCUAUAUACAAGUAAGGGAUCAUCAUCUAGCGGUAAUUUAGGAGCAUCUGGAGUACCAGGUGCGGAACCAUCACGAGGUAGCACACCCCCAACACCUGGAGACGAUAGCGAUUCGAUGGGCGCCUCGCGGCACGGCAAAACCCCGCUCGCCACGCCACCUACCAAGGAGAAGCGGAAACCGUUCUUCAAAAAGCAGGAAACAUCAUCACCAUAUGACGUAGUGCCAUCAAUGAGACCAGUCGUACUAGUGGGUCCAAGUUUAAAGGGUUACGAGGUGACCGACAUGAUGCAGAAGGCGUUGUUUGAUUAUUUAAAACAUCGAUUUGAAUCAAGAAUAAUUAUAACCCGUGUUCAAGCCGAUAUAUCGUUAGCGAAGCGUUCCCUGAUGAACAAUCCAUCGAAGCGAGCGAUAAUGGAACGUUCCAACAGUAGGUCAUCUUGUUUAGCGGAAGUGCAGGCUGAAAUCGAGCGAAUAUUCGAGUUAGCGAGAACACUUCAAUUAGUUGUACUUGAUUGUGAUACAAUAAAUCAUCCGUCACAAUUAGCGAAAACAUCAUUAGCGCCAAUAAUAGUUUAUUUAAAGAUAGCUAGUAGUAAGGUAUUACAAAGAUUAAUCAAAUCACGUGGCAAAGCUCAGGCAAAAAAUUUAUCAGUACAAAUGGUAGCUGCUGAAAAAUUGGGUCAAUGUCCACCGGAGAUGUUUGAUGUCAUCCUAGACGAGAACCAGCUCGAAGAGGCGUGCCAGCACUUGGCCGAAUACCUAGAGGCAUACUGGCGAGCCACACAUCCUCCCGUACGACCAACUCCAUCUGUUCCUAGACCUUUGCCGUCCCAAGAAGCGUCACCGUCGGGCGAGCAACCCGGCCGAAUGGGUCCUCCACCUCCGCCUGACUCUAGGGAUCGUUACGGAUAUAGAAACGAGCAGCGAGGUGCAUCAUAUCAUCACAAUAGUAAUAGCAGUAGCAGUAGACGGCCGGGUUCGAAUCGUGGCCACGACAACCGCGACCGGGACCGGGGACUGGACAGGAUCGAGCGGGACCGGGAACGGCUACACGCGCGAGAGCGGGACAUGCUGCACUACGACAUCAACGACGACGACCUGCUGAACGAGCGCAACUACGGCCCGUCGGACUACGGCGGUGAUCGGGACCGGGGAGGAGGAGGCGGAGGGAUGAUACGGGGCGACAGUCGGGACAUACGGGAUCUGCGGGAACGGGACGGCCGGGUGCACAUCUCGAGCGGGGUGAGCGUGGGCGUGGCCAGCAGUAGUAACAGCAACCGACACACCCUGAACGCCGACAUGCUCGACCACGACCGCGAGCUGAUACGAGGGGGCGGCGGCGGGGACGUGCUGGUGAGGGGGGAACUGGUGCGGGGUGACCCACGGGAUCCGCGCUAUCCGAUCGCACAGCCACAGCAGCUGGUGGCGCCACCGUCGUCGCAGUCGGUCCGCCGGGCGGAGAUGGCCGCCGCCAGGGAGCGGGGAGCGUCCGAUGGGCGGGACCGCGACGACUACAGCCCUCACCGGGGAGGCGGUAAUAAUAGAAGAGUAUUGAAUGCCAUGUAGGAAUCGUGGAUAUAGGGAUGGGAUCAGGAUGAGGAAUCGGUGGACGAGGAAAAGCUCGUCCCGGACAGCGAGGAGGACGACGGCUUCGAGUACGACGAGUUCUACUGAGCGGUGCCGGUUGUCAAACACAUUGCGAGCCACCGGACUUGCCGGAUCCCGGCCCAACACUUCUCUAUAAAUCUCGUGCGAAUCCUUUCGUAUAGCGUUUAACCAACCCAUCCCCAAAUACCCAAUACAACUUCGGUGUUUUUUCACAGCUGGGACAGACAUAUUUACCUCCACUUCAAACUGAUUCUGUUGUCAGACACUUGGUUGAGCGACAGCACGCGAUCCUGUCAGUUUGACUUUUCCCAAAACCAUCCUGAAGGGCACAUUCGGUAAGUCCAAAACGGCACAACACAUCAACAACAGCGCUGCAAUGACAACAACCGUUAACAGUACAAUUCGUCGACUCGCACAAACAACAACAAAAACAUUCGGGAAGCGAACGAGAGUAUUAGUGAACAAACUGUGUAAAAUAUAGUAGCGAAGAGUACACACACACACAAAGAAAGCCCACUCAACACAAACAAACAACGCCACACAAAAACACGUACACUCAGAGGAAACCAACCCAAGCAACAAUCACUAGCGAGAGAGAGACAAAACAACAACAACACACACACACUUAGAAGAGAGAGCCAGAGAAACACUAGGUGAGCGCAAGCGAGAGAACGAGUGAAAGAAAAAUUGCCGUCGUUCGUGAAUCAUCCUGAUCCAUUCCUAUUGUAAAAAAUGAAAAUACUCAUUUCUAUAUAAUACCGCUUUCAUCAUUUUUGAAAAAAAAAACAAGCAACAAGUGUCCAAACUCUUCCGUUCUAUUGUGUUUCGGUUUCGACCUUUUUGUUUCGGUUUUGCUUGCAACGCACGCAUACUGCCACACACACACACACACGAUUUCGGUUUCGGUUUGCUCACUUUGCUGUGCGAUAGUGAAAGAGUGUGAGAGAGGGAGAGAGGGUGACCGUUUUCCCCUCACCACCACCACCACCUUUAUGUUGGCUUGUUCUGUGGUUAUCGGUUUGUCUGCUGCAAUUGUUUUCGUUUGCUGGCUACGUCUACGUUUUUAUUUGCCAAACUCGAUGAUUUCGAAAAGACUGUUUGCAGAUGUUUUUUAUGUCAUCUUUUUAUUAAUUUGUUGCUGUUGUUAGUUCGUGCAAUUAAUCUACCUAAUUCUCUUCCAUUUUUUUUUUUCUUAGCAUGUAAGUUUAAGCUGAUUCUGGUCAGUUACUUUAAAAGAUUUUUAGGAGUUUUUUCAGUUCAAUCUCAUUUUUUAGCUCGGUUAUUUUCCAAUUGUUACUUUUUCUUUACCUUUUCCGUUAACUGGCAGUUGCUUAGUUUAGCAUCGAUGGACGAAAAAUGAUGAAGAACAUUUAUAUAGAAAUAGGUGUAUAUUGAACUAGACAUUAACUUUAUUAAAAUUCGAAAAUUUAAUAAAAAUCGUAGGUAAGAAAGCAUGCACUUGAAGUUUCUUACAUCAGUUCCAUAUUUAUUAACAGCAAACAAAAAAAUCUUGAAGCCCAUCAUGUUAAGAACUUUUUAGGACUUUGCUUCUUUAUUUAACUAGUUUAAUUAUAGCCUUACCAUGGUAUCCAAUGAUAUUGAUCCGGUUAAGUUUUGCAUUGAAAAAAAAGAAGAAGUAAUCGGAGAACGAACAUUUUUGAUACGAGGGAAGAAAUCACGCCGAAUGUGGAUCAUUUACAGUCAACUCCUGGAAAACAAAAAAAAACUACUGCCGAAACGUUGGCAGUCAGCUUAUCACAGCAAAAACAAAAAGAACAAAUACACACAAAUGAAAACGAAAAACUCUACUAAGCCACUUAUUUUUAAAAUCGAAAACCAAGCCCCGAAAAAAACAAAGCAGAUGGAAACUCAACUUUUAAUUGUGCCAAAUCAAUAGGAUUAUCGUUAAUGAGAGAGAAAGAAAGGAAAAACACAUAACAAUGACAGAGAGGCGAACACCCUAAACCGAAUUAUAGUUUGUUUGAAAAUCCACUUCAGCGUGAUGCGAAAAUAAAAACGUUAUUUUUAUAUUCUCCAAGCUGGCACCGACUGGCGACUUUCGAUUUCGCCGUUUUUCAUUACAAAACAAAACACUAGAUUACGUUAACUUAGUAAAUUAAAAACAUUUUACCGUUUCUCUUGAAAAGCUCCAGCUGCAAAAUAAAAUGCAUAUAAAUAAUGAAAGCUUUAAAUUUAAAUUUAGGUAACAAAGAAAUGCAAAUGAAUUAAUGACAAACACACACAGAGACACAAAGCAAAAAAAGAAAAAGAAAAAUCGCGUUACUGAGUGAAGUUCGUACGAAAGAUAAUUUUUUGUAUAAAAAAAGAUAAUUAAAACAGCAAAAAACAUUGUAUAAUUGAAAUAUGAGCAACAAGCAUCUACUUAGGAAGUCCAGUUUUGCGAAUCAUUUCCCGCAGUGAUUCCAGCGUUUAUCCUUAACAAAAGAAGAAAACUGAAAACAUAAGAGCUUGAACUUUAAUCUUUCCGUUCAAAAUUUGGAAUCAUCACAACACACACACGAAAAAAAAACAGAAGCGAAACAUCAAAACGGGCUCAAAGAUCAUAACAAAAUAGCUAAACUCAUUGACUAAUCGUACUACACAAAUCUGAGACGAGAGCAAAACAAGUCGGUAGGGGUUUAAAUACAACAAUAUACGUUUACCUGAUGUUAAGGUUUCGACUUUGAGCAAGCCACGCUUAAAUCGCGCUUACGCAGUUGCACUACCACUUCUCUAAACUAAAAAAAAAGAAAACAAACUAAAGUAAAAAGUCCUCAGUUUUCCGCGUCGCAGCUACUUUCCUCAACUUAUAUCCAAAACAAAACAAAACCCUCGCUGACCUUCCCUCGCCGUUGACCUACACUCAAACUCUCGGCAAAAUAGAACAACAACAACAAUCAUCCAACACUCUUGAGCACCCACUCACGCACAUACAAACACCCACACGCAGACAGAGACGCAACGCCACUCACUCACUCACCAUGCAGCUACAGAGAGAGCGCGAGCGCAAAGACACACCCACACACAUUAAAUAGACUAUUGAAAAUUGAAUGGAAGAAACAACACAAGCAUAGAAAAUAUUAACAAAAAAAAACCUAAUGAAAAAAACUGAAAUUGUGAUUACUACUACUAUUAAAACAAAGAAGAGAAAGAAAAAGAAACAAAAAUCUUAGUCACAGUAAACAAACUGACAUGAAAGCUAAACAAAUUUGUAAAAAGUAAAACAAAACUACACGACGAUUAAAAAUACAUUGCUAUAUACCAAUUGCCUUGCACUGAUAAAACAUUUAUUGAGAUUAUUAAAACAAAAACGGGAAGAAAACAAAAAUAAGCAGAAGAAAAAGACCGCGUGAAGAAGAUAGCACACAAUCGGCAAGCAGAAUCAUCCAGUCUUGAACACCUCUCCUUUUUCCUCCUUGAAACCCAAAGCCUCGAAGACACAACCAACCAAACACACACACUCUCAGACAGACACAUGUAUCGAUGAGGAUUUUCCCCUUUUUUCUAUUACCUCGAAAGUAUCGCGCUGGUGUCGGUGUAAUGUAAAGUUUGAGCGGAUGCAACACUAACAUACACUCACACCCACACAAACUUAUAUUUAGUAGGUUAAAAAUUACCGGAAAGAAUCGAAAGCGCGCGGCGGUAAUCUGUGUAAAUAGUACAUUUCCGAGUAAUCUUACAGAGUUUGAAAUUCACACACGCAAACACACCCACACAUCAUCACAAAUUUGCCUUGCUUUUUGCUAAAUUAGCUCCACAUUGGAUAGUGUUUGACAAGCUCGUAGCUGUCGAAUCCUCUUCCAGUUCUGCUCUCUAAAUUUCUCUACAACUAUUGUUUACAAUGUGUACUCGCCAGUAUUCCCACCAGGCUUUACCGAACUUUUUUAACUUUGUUUACAAUGCGUACUCGCGUUUUUCCUCCUUUAAAGAUCCAGAAUUCUUGCCUGACAACAUUGAGACAGCCUUGCCGCUGUCAAAUCUAUCUCCAGAUCUGCUCCCUUAUUUUCUCAACAACUUUUGUUUACAAUGCGUACUCACAAAUUUCACUUCCACACUCUACUGAACCUCUUUGUUUUUGUUUACAAUGCGUACUUGCGAUUUUCCUCCUUCACUCAUUGCAAGAGUACUUACCGGCGAAACACAGCCAUCUCGCUGAGCAUCACUAAUCAAAGUGACGUUUACAACAUUUUCACCUCUUUCGUCCUUAUUCAUGGCCAACUGAGUUACACGCUUGUAGAAAAGUUUCACCAUAAAAGAUGUUUUAGCGUGAAUUCGACUAACAUUGUGGUUCGAUAAAAUAGCUUUUUGACUGCAAAUUCCCAAACAAAAUAAGCUCUAAAUUGUGCAAAAUAUUUUCAGCUAUCAAAAUGCAAAGCGCAAACUUUUCCUGAAAUCUACAUGUGUUUUUUUUUUUUCACUUGAAAUGUUAGUUUCCAUUUCUCAUUAUAUCUUUUCAAAAAAAAAAUCUUACGCCGCAAACAAGAGCUGUAACAAUUGCUUGCCUCCUCCAACAAAAUCUCCAAAACCUUUGUUUGGACACUAACAUAACUUCCGUAAGCCAAUCGCAUUCAGCAACACGAUUCAAUCAGCAAACUCUCACACACGAACACAUCCACAUCCCGUUAUUAUAGAUUUUAAUCAAGUAAUAAAAACAUCCAAAAUGUCCGAUUGGUCACGAGAUCUGGGGACAGUGGAAAGAGCGAACAUUUCUAAAGUUAAAUUAAUUUUCAAAUAAAUCAAAUCUACCGGAAAGACGAACUCACACAUACUAAAGUUCACUUAUGACGCGCAUACACAACCAAUACACUCAAACAAUCAUACACAUAAACACACACCCGUUAUUUGAUAGACGAGAAGUGAGAAUAGGAACACGAUUGCAGUUUAUGUAGUGUUUUUUUUUUUUGUUUAAAUUGAGAACAACACAAGAAAGGUUUGACGACGCGAAACGAGCAAAACAAAGAAAACCGAAAUCUUAGUCUUCGUUAAUCUCGAUUUAAAAGGAAGAAAAAGAAGUAAAUUCAAGGGAAAAACAUAACAUAAAGAUUAGUAAGAAGAACAUUUUUCAAAAUACGUUUACGAACAUAGCUAUUUUUAAUCUUUGCACUUUGACGAAAAGGAGAGAGGGAAGAAACAAUGAAGAAGAUAACACUCGGCAGCGUUAUCGUGUGCGCGCAAUGUUUUCACUCACAACACACAUCCACACACAAACACUUACACUGUACAAAGAGAAUGCAACAGAAAACAACUCAAACAGAGCGGCAGCGGUAGAUUAAAACAUGUAAAAUUUGACUCUUAGACCAAUAUUAAAACAUUUCCAUUAUUAUUUGUCUACCAGUGAGAAAGGGAAAUGAAACAGUAAUAAGAAUCAAUCCUUUCUUUCGUCGUUUGUUUCAAGAAAAAUCGUUCUUAAAUUUCUCUUGUAUAUCGAGGCAGCAACUUUCACCCACACACACACACACACCCACAAACAAAAACAGAACCACUCUCUCACACAUACACAUUCAUACAUACCCACAAAUGUUACGGUUAAAAGUCAAGCGUUUCCACAAUACUCCGCCAUCAACUCCCGAACAAAAAAACAACCAGAAAGUAAGAUCAAAUUUAAAUAUUGUAUCGAAAGUAAAUUAAAAAAAAAAAAAGAA
Molecule: messenger RNA, 9022 nt
Organism: Culex pipiens pallens (northern house mosquito)
Lineage: Eukaryota; Metazoa; Arthropoda; Insecta; Diptera; Culicidae
Gene: Ca-beta
Product: voltage-dependent L-type calcium channel subunit beta-1
Exons: 15
Coding region: 1227-3338 (703 amino acids)
Biological process (GO): regulation of voltage-gated calcium channel activity; chemical synaptic transmission; calcium ion transmembrane transport
Cellular component (GO): voltage-gated calcium channel complex
Molecular function (GO): high voltage-gated calcium channel activity; protein binding
Source: RefSeq, a predicted model, not a curated record